This is a messenger RNA of Polypterus senegalus (gray bichir), 2965 nucleotides long. Its product is annotated as gap junction gamma-1 protein-like. Gene Ontology annotation, biological process: cell communication. Gene Ontology annotation, cellular component: connexin complex. Bases 1019 to 2182 code for a protein of 387 amino acids. NCBI's taxonomy places the organism in Eukaryota, Metazoa, Chordata, Cladistia, Polypteriformes, Polypteridae. The transcript has 3 exons. The record is from RefSeq and is a predicted model, not a curated record.
UUUCCUUUUGAAUUAAAAUAAAUUAUUUUGGUCAUAUAAUCCAGUCACAUCACAAAGUGCAUUUAACAGAAUAUAGAACUGUCAAUAUCAGUGCACAAACGACAAGCAUGACAUCGUAUUCAAACAUGAAUCCGAUGUCUACUGCGCACGGAGGAAACUGAAUCAUUUUAAAUUCCCAUGUGUGUGACUCGCAGUGCCUUUUUUGUGAACAAAGUGGCGAUACACAGGUUGCAUUUGAAUCAGGUUUGAGGUCCUGUGAAGAUAGAAUAUAUAGAGGCAGAGAGUCCUAGUGCGGUUUUGUUUAUUUGGUGAAAAAAAACACUACAUUUAAAAGGUGAAAUUUAAAAAUUGUCAAGUAUAAUAGUUUACAUUUAUUUACCACUUUACUCACUACUCAGUGCUUUGUGAACUCCACGCUGGGAGAAACCAGGAAGCAAGCCCAUAAUCUCCUUAUUACAAGGCAGCGAUGCUACUAUCACACCACCCAAGUAUGUGUACUAUACUGCAUAACAAUGUGCUUGAUAGUUUAAAAUUCCAAAUACAGUACAGAAUUUCCGAAAUUGAAGAAUAGUAACCACAGGUUAAUAACAAGCACUUCAUUCAACAAAAAAGUUAUGUGGUCAUGUAAAGCAAUCAGUACUUUGAUUUAGCUUAAAACAAAAUUCCAAACUUUUUGCAUGUUUUCAUCAAAUGCAGUCUUUCUAAUUUUGUUCUUUUGCUUUGCAUGUCAAUGGCUGAUCAUCGUCCUCAUAACAGCCAUGAAUCCGCAGGACCAAAGCAUACAAGUAGAGGGCCAACCAGUCGUAUGAAGAAAAAUGUGACGUCUGCUUGUUGGGAUCGAGGUUCUCAUUGGACUAACAGAUUCAGUUGUGAAAACCCACGUUUGCAUUCACUUGAUUUAAACUGGAAUACAUCUAAGACUCCUCAAACAAUUGAAUCAUUUAAUACACAGUCGAUGCCAUGACCAGCUGUUGCGGCAGUGCUGUUCAGUACAAGCACCUGAUGCUAUAGCAAAACAAUGAGCUGGAGCUUCUUAACCCGCUUAUUGGAAGAAAUUCAUAACCAUUCCACUUUUGUGGGGAAGCUAUGGCUAACCAUACUUAUUGUUUUUCGCAUUGUAUUGACGGCUGUUGGAGGAGAGUCUAUCUACUAUGAUGAACAGAGCAAGUUUGUUUGUAACACGCAUCAACCUGGUUGCGAGAAUGUUUGUUAUGAUGCCUUUGCACCGCUGUCUCAUGUGCGUUUUUGGGUAUUCCAAAUAAUUAUGGUAUCCACACCAUCAAUCAUGUACCUUGGCUUUGCAAUGCACAAAAUUGCCAGAACAGGAGAUGUAGGACAGAGCAAAGUCAAGAAGCGCAUGCCAGUGAUCCAGCGAGGAGCAAGUAGAGAUUAUGAGGAAGCUGAGGAUAAUGAUGAAGAAGAUCCAAUGAUAUUUGAAGAAAUUGAACCUGAAAAAGAUGAUAAAACGUCAAAGGCAACUGAAAAAAAACAUGAUGGGCGUCGCAGGAUAAAGCAAGAUGGGCUAAUGAAAAUUUAUGUCCUACAGCUUUUGUCUCGUUCAGUAUUUGAGGUGGCAUUCCUUUUUGGCCAGUAUAUAUUGUAUGGAUUUGAAGUAGCUCCAUCGUAUAUCUGUAGCCGCAGCCCCUGCCCUCAUACUAUCGAUUGCUUUGUCUCAAGGCCAACAGAGAAAACUAUAUUUCUUCUUAUUAUGUAUGUGGUGAGUGGACUUUGUCUGCUGAUGGAUAUCUGUGAAAUGAUUCACCUUGGAAUCGGUGGCAUUCGGGAUGCACUUCGUAGCAAAUCUAGAAGACCUCCACCUGGGACUAAUAUGCGAUCAUCUGUGUCUAGACAGCUACCGUCUGCACCUCCAGGUUACCACACAACUCUCAAAAAGAUGCCCAAGGCUAAAUUAUCAGGUGGACGCAAGUCUGAGUUUGCUGAUAAUCUUGGGGAUUCUGGUCGUGAAUCAUUUGGGGAUGAAUCUUCUUCAAGAGAGCUGGACAGGUUACGCAAACACCUGAAAAUGGCCCAGGAACAUUUGGAUAUGGCUUUCCAGCUGGAAAUUAGCAGUCCAUCUCGUAGCAGCAGUCCAGAGUCAAAUGGUACUGCAGUAGAACAGAAUCGUUUAAACUUUGCUCAGGAGAAAGAGGGAGCAUCUUGUGAAAAAGGAAUCCGAGCAUAAUUCUUCUUGGGCAAUAGAAUACUUGCAUGACCAUCGCCAAGGAAGCAUAACUUUAAGUCGCUGGAAACAUUAUGUUUAAACUUUUUAAAGAGAAUAAUGUGCAUAUUUUUUAACCAGAAUAUUUAAGUGCAAUGCAGCUUGUAUUUCUGGAGUAAAACCUCAAAUGUGCACAAGAAGUAAUAGAUGUUUGGCAGCACCAUCUUGAAGAUCUGAGGUGAAGUUUGAAGUGGCCUGCACAUUGAAGGGUCUGUUCUGGACCAUGCAACUAGGACUGAAUGCUUUCUGAGCCAUCUGUGCAAAGAUUUGUCCAGAGUUUAACAGGAAAGUUCUGACUGUUUCAACUCAGGGUUGCCUGAAGUGCUGUUCAAUUUAUAUAUUCCUUAGUUUAAGGCACUGUGUUUCUGUUUACAUUUUUUUUCUCUCCAUUCCAAAUAAAUGUGGUUGUCAUGCCUAAGAUAAAAGCAACUGUUAAUCUAGGUUACAUUUUUGUAUAUAUUUGUACAAUUUUCUGCUUUAAAAUGUAUUUGAAAAGGGGAGAUUUGCAAUCUAAAAUGACACCUGGGCUUUACUAGACAAAUCACCUGAAAUGGCUAUUUUUCCAUCCUUGGAUCGAUAUGCUAGGGCCUAAUACUGUGUAGGAUUUGAUUGUGAAAUGGUACAAUAUUGUAGCUAUUUGAGUUUUGAAUCGAUAAGAUCACAAACCAUCUUAAGUAGCUCAUAUAAACUGGACAUUGAAGUUUACCAAAAUAAAAACGGAAUGAAUAUUUACUUGAGGUAAAAAUA